This is a messenger RNA of Gallus gallus (chicken), 9262 nucleotides long. RefSeq names its product kelch like family member 29 (gene KLHL29). Gene Ontology annotation, molecular function: protein binding. Lineage: Eukaryota; Metazoa; Chordata; Aves; Galliformes; Phasianidae. The coding region runs from base 4422 to 7166 and encodes 914 amino acids. The transcript is spliced from 14 exons. The record is from RefSeq and is a predicted model, not a curated record.
GGCGACCCUGCACGUAGCAGGGGGGUUGAAACUUGAUGAUCAUUGUGGUCCUUUUCAACACAGGCCAUUCUAUGAUUCUCUCCCUUUUCCCUCCAGUAUCAGAAAAUAGAGAACUGUAUUGCGCCCCAGUGCUUUUUUACAGUACCGCCAUCAAAAUUGCUGGCAGGAGUUGCUUUGACUUUUCAGCAGUGCUCUACUCCAUACCAUAUGUGUACAUACACCAACGAUGAUAUACCGCGUUCGUAACCAGAGAAUGGCCUGCUUUAUUAAACAUCCCCCUUGCCAACAGUAGAAAUGAACAGCCACAGUAAACACAGACGCAGCGAGGGAAGAAUAGCCCGAGCUGAGCUGCUGCGCUUUGUACCUAAGGAAGGAAACGUCAACCUCUAAUUGGCUCUGAACGCAGCCCACCUACUUAGCAAAAUAGGCUGCCAAAAGCAAAUUGCCCCAGUGCUCCACGCACCGCGCUGCCUUCCCAUUGAGUUCAGUCAAAUGGGAGGCUUCUGCCUUCCUUUUCCAAACUCUCCGUGAGUUGGCAAAAAACUAUCUCAGUGUGUCUGGAAUAAAAGCCUCCUGAGUACGCGCUCCUUCCUUUCACUCCUCUAAGGACACUGUCUCUCCAAUUCUGGAAAUUCAAAGACAACUGCAAGGGGAAGAGGAGCUUGUGUUUAUUUGGGGAAGAGGAAGCUUUGUUUAUUAUUUUUUUUCUGGGAAAGUACAUUUUGGACGAGUGAGCACAACACAAAUCUCUCUUGUAGCUCUUAAGCUACUAAGAACAACAUUCGGAGCUUAUAUGUUGUUGCGUUGCCAGCAGUGAUAUGCAGAGGCAGUGCAGAGAAAGAAUAAAUUCAUGUAUGCCAUCCUUAAGCGAUUUCUGGUGGUUUGGGUUUAUUUUUAAUUUGUUUUUCCUUACAAAACCACAAUCGCUGGUUUUGGCCCAGCUUUUGCACUCAGGCUGCGGGAUGUGGUGGGGAUGCUCCUGGGACAAGCCUUGCUGUGGGAUUUAACUCCACCACAAACAGAAGUGGUUGGUCAGUUGGUGUGUUUUCCAGCUGGCUACUGAAACCUUCCUUUCCAACCUAGUGAAAUUAAUUGUACCAAAGUCUCACGUGAGAGGAUAGCAGACGUAAGAGAGAAAGGAGUUGUUGCUUGGUUUCAUGGUUUCUGCUAAACACCUUAUUUACAGUUUCUUCCCUGUAUUUUGGUCAAAAUGUCACUUCCAUUUCAUCACCACUAAAUUCCCACCUGCUUCUUCACCUCUGUUUUCUCCCCUCCACAUGUGGAAAUAGCAUAUGAGGCCUUUGUUUCUUUUUGAGGGUGUCCACUUGCCAAGCUGUUGGCUCGUCAGCUCACUCUUUUUCACAUAAUGCUUUCACAAAGGGAAUUUAAGAUGGAAAAAAAGAAAGGUCAGAAAGAGAAGAGUAGCCAAGUAAACAGAGCAAAGUUUUGUAAGCCACUUGUUUGGUUUAAUCUUAUCUGGGGGCAAGAGAAGGUCCUGGAUGAAUUCUUGCUUUUAUGGGAAUGGAGACACGUGGUGGAAGGGGAGGGUGGUGAGCAGAAGUACGAGCCAAAAGGGAGAUGUGAGGACAGGGGAAAUGCUGCUUGAAAACAUGAUCAACGCGUUAGGGAGAAAACUGCGGAAGGCUGUAAAAAGGCUUCCUUCACGCCUCACAGUCCUGGCUUCAAACCACUUCUGAAGACAGUCUCUUGUGGCCCCUUCUCCCUCCCCGUCCUCCUCCAAGCCAACUUGGGGCCACCUUUGCCAAGCCUCUCUCCCCUCCAAGGAUAAUCCUGGCCAUUUUGCUAAAGUGUACUAAACUCCACAAGGAAAAUAUUGUUUCUUUUUCCUUCCACAUGCGCAUUACUGACACAACAUGACUUGUGUAGACGUAGCUGCAAUCUGUACUUCAGCUGGUCAGUGUAAUAUAAAACGAAAAGCUACUUAUUAUAAUGACAUAGCUUUCAUAAUACGUGUUUGUUGCCUCCACUCUGCUGUUUUAUGGCGGCACUACGAAGUAUUCUACCAGCAUCUGUGUAAAUCCUAUAAUCUUAAAAAUGAAAUGGCAAAAAGCCUCUAUCUGACUAGUAAAGCAGAAGCAUGAACUUCAUGCAGUUGCUGAGCAUGUGAGUGCCUGAGGAAGAUAAUGGCGUGUUUAUAACCUGAGGUGGCUUCAGUCCCAAAGAGCGGUGACAGCAGAAACAGCAGUGCCCUCCUUCAUGGGCCGUGGCUGAGAUCUGGGGUUUGGCUUGCAGAACGGUGGGUGCAUGGUGCUAAGCCUGCAUGUGCCUCUGGUUGCUCUUCGUAUCUAUCUCCAGUGAACUCCAGUGCUCUGCUGAGUUGAACUUGAGUGAUUUGCCCAGAACCAUACAAGAGGUCUCUAGAGAGAGUAGGAUUAUACCCACUCCUUGCCUUUAGUCUGAAGCUGGAAUAACUGUUUAAAGGAAGAGAUGGUACCAUCAAAAAGAGAUCUCUAGACUCAGUGUUGUGUUGAAUUUAACCAUGCUGGGCACAUUGGCACCCAGCUCCUGGCAUGGAAACCUCUCUCCCUAGCAGCUUUAGUGCCUCAUGCUUGAAUUACGUAGGGAGAUGAGGCUACAACCCAAGUUCCUCAGCAGGAUGAAUCACGCUGUAUUAGCUCCCUUCAGAGCUCAACCUGGUGCAUCUGCAUGUGUUGGAGGGGCUCAUGGCAUGACACCAUGGGAUCUGGGAAGUGGUUGCCUUAUCUGGGAGUUUCCAAUGCUUCUGCAGAGAUAAAUGCCCAAAUAAUGUUCCCUUUGGUUUAUACAGCAGCAGGAUGCUGGGCACCUAAAUAUUAGCAAAAAGUGAUUUCCUGCCAAGGAGUUUUGUGUAUGUUUCAAUUCAAGCUCUGCUCUUUCCUACAUGAGAACAUGUAGUUUUGGUCCAUAUUCGCUCCAUACUCAAUAUAUCAGCUAGAGAGGAGAGAUAUCGACAGCCCUUGACCUCAGAAGAAUUUGUCACCAUUAAAUAAGUAUCAGCAGUGUUUGGGUAUAGCGAUGUUGGAGCAAUGUAAUCAGUAGGACAGAAUCCAGUGGCCCAGAGGAGGAAAUUAUGCAGUCUGCAAAUACACUUGUUUAUCUUUGUCCCCUAACCAUAUCAUGCUUCUCUUUAAGUACAUUUUUUGUACUGUUUAUCUUGAAUACAUGCAUUUCCCAGGAGAAAUCAUUAGACCUGAGCAUGACACCAGGAGGCCAUCCCCAUGUGAAUGGUACUCUCAUGCUUCUCCCCAUGUGUCCCAGCAAGGCAUGCUGUGGUGCUCAGUGUCCACGGGUAAUGCGCUCCCUGCCCUGAGAUAUGGGGUUGGGUUUGCCUUUCCGUUCAGCCAACAAAUGACAUUUCCAGGAAGAAACUUUUGUAAAAUAGGGAGUCUCUGGGAGAUAAUUAGGUGGUUGUAUAAAUAAUGAGUGAAAGCUAGAUAUUAUCUGCCAGCUCUGUAGUCACAUUUAUGGAGAGAAGAGAUGAGCUUUCUUUGGGGGCAGGAGAGUUUUCUCAGCUCAAUUAAAUGGACGUAUAGUACCAGCCUGACACCGAGCAUUUGUUCCCAUAGAAGCCUGUUAAAGGGAAAUACAGUUAAUGUUGCGUACAGCCAGUGUUUAGACCUCCCACUCGGAUUAUGAAAAAUGUUAAAGCUAAAAAAAAAAAAACCCAAAAAAACCACUCAUUAUUUGAGUUUCAAAAUCUGACUGGCUCCUGAGCACUCUCUGCAGCAGGGCGCACCUUUUCCACUGGCCGAUUAGCUUCUUGUUAUCUUGUUGCAAAUGCCUGGCUUCGCUAUUCCCGUACUUUAUUUUAAAAGGCUUUUGCUCUGUGCAAUUGAAUAUACUGUAAUCUUCUUAUCAAAUGCUAAAGCUCUUUAGUGAUGCCAUUUUGAAAAGUACUUCAGUUUUUAAAUUGCAAAUUCUUCUCUGGCUGGAAGGUCUCUGUUCUGGGAUUACGUAGAGGUUGAGAAUAUAUAUAUACACAUAUACACGUACGUAUCUGUAUAUAUAUACAGAUAUAUGUGUAUGACGUAUAUAUGUACAGAUACAUGUGAAUGUGUGUGUAUAUAUAGAGAUAUAUAUAGGAAGGCUGCUUCAAAGUGCGAAAGUAAUGCCUCCUAUUUCAUUCUGUUGGCCUGUGACUUCAGAGGUGGACGCUGGUGGUACGGCAGUAGAAGUUGAACCUUCCCAGCAGUAUUCCGUUCCAUUUUGUUGUCGUGCAACAGAUGGCAGCAGAGGUGCGGUCUGACAAGAAGGAGUCUGACGUGGAAGUGCGUAUGAAGCAAAGAUGUGUCCUUGAGUUCCUCCAUGCAGAAAAACUUGCAUCCGUUGACAUUCAUUGAUGCUUGCUGAAUGUUUCUGGAGACCAAACAGUGGAGGCAAGGUCUCGAGUUCCCUGUGAGCAGAAGUUGCCCUGCAUCGAGAUGUCACGGCACCACAGCCGGUUUGAACGAGAUUAUCGGGCCGGGUGGGAUCGUCGGGAUUGGAGUUCCAACGGCAAUCACGUCAGCAGCACCAACUGCAGCAGUGCCGCCAGCACCAACAGCAACAACCGCCCCGGGCUUCUGCCCCUGCCCAUCGUCCCCUCCCGGCUCCCCACUCCAGCCACAGCCACUUGCACCACCGUCAGCAGCGAUGUGAUUACGAGCCUGGUGGCCAACUCGUCUCCAGCUUCGACUACCAAAUGUCGUGCGCUGAUGUCCCUGGUGUCCUGGAGCAGCAAGUGUCGCAGCCGGGACCUCGGUUCCAUACCUCAGCUCCGGUCCCUGAUGUUCUCGCUGAGAAACGAAGGCAGCUGGACACCUUGCAUUUCCAAGACUGAAAAUCAGCCUCAAGGACUUGCAACUAGCGUUAGGUGGGGACAGACACCCAUCAAUCAGUCUACACCUUGGGACACUGAUGAGCCACCGUCUAAACAGAUGAGGGAGAAUGAAAACCCAGGUGCAGCUCCCUGGGUCACCACGGUGGCGGCCGGCAGCCAGCCCGCCCUCAUCACGCACUCCUAUGGGAUGACGCAGCCACCCACCUUCAGCCCAGCCGCAAACGUCCAGGCCCCCGUCAUCGGCGUCACACCUUCCCUCCCUCCGCACGUCACUCCCCAGCUCCCACUGAUGCCAGCCCACUACCAGCUCCAGCCGCAGCCCUCCCAGCCCCUCAGCAACAUGGUGGUCAACCUCCAGAGCCAGCCCUUGUACACCAACAGCCAGCCCCUCAGCAUGUCCUCCAUGAGCGGCGUGGGCCCGGUAGCCCACCCGAGCCCCGGGGUGGUGGGAAAUGGCCACCUGGCCUGCCCCAUGCUGCCGCCGCCACCUCCAGCCCUGCCCUCGGCCGCUUUGCCCAGCAACGCACCCACCACCAAUGGGCAGGUGGCCGCCCCGCUGCCCCCCAACGCGGCGGUGGGGCCGGACAACACGAAUGGGGUGCAGAUGCUGCGGACGAUCGGCGUGGGGAAGUACGAGUUCACGGACCCCUGGCACCCCAAAGAAAUGUUGAAGGAGUUGAACCAGCAACGCAGAGCGAAAGAGUUUACAGACCUGAAAAUUAUUGUUGAAGGCAAAGAGUUUGAAGUCCACCAAAAUGUUCUAGCUUCCUGCAGCUUGUAUUUCAAGGACCUGAUUAAAAGGUCACCAAGAGACAGUAGCAGAAGCGGGGAGAAGCUGGAAUUGGCCAUGUCCAACCUCACUGCGGAUGUCCUGGAAUUACUCCUGGAGUUUGUUUAUACAGGUUCUUUGAUCAUAGAUUCAGCCAAUGCAAAAACUCUCCUGGAAGCUGCCAGCAAGUUCCAGUUUCACACUUUCUGUAAAGUCUGCGUUUCGUUUCUAGAGAAACAGCUGACUGCUAGCAACUGCUUAGGAAUAUUAGCCAUGGCUGAAGCCAUGCAGUGCACUGAACUAUACAACAUGGCCAAAGCAUACGCCCUGCAGAUUUUCCCAGAGGUGGCAAACCAAGAGGAGAUCCUUAAUAUCUCGAAAGACGACUUCAUUUCCUACAUGUCCAAUGACAGCCUGAACACCAAAGCAGAGGAGCUGGUGUAUGAAACAGUGAUAAAGUGGAUUAAGAAGGACGCUGCAAUCAGAGCUCAGUACGCCGCGGAGCUGCUGGCGGUGGUGCGUCUCCCCUUCAUCCAUCCCAGCUAUCUGCUAAACGUUGUUGACAAUGAGGAGCUGAUAAAGUCUUCGGAGGCCUGCCGGGAUCUGGUGAACGAAGCCAAGCGUUAUCACAUGCUGCCUCACGCCCGACAGGAGAUGCAGACGCCGAGGACCCGGCCCAGGCUCUCUGCAGGCGUAGCUGAGGUGAUAGUCUUAGUUGGGGGCCGUCAGAUGAUUGGCAUGAACCAACGUGCUUUAACAGCGGUCACCUGCUUAAAUCCUCAAAACAACAAGUGGUACCCCUUGGCCAGCCUGCCCUUCUAUGAUCGGGAGUUCUUCAGCGUGGUCAGCGCAGGAGACAACAUUUACCUUUCAGGCGGCAUGGAGUCAGGUGUCACACUGGCUGACGUCUGGUGUUACAUGUCCUUGCUCGAUAACUGGAACCUCGUGUCCCGAAUGACUGUCCCCAGGUGUCGACAUAACAGUCUGGUGUACGACGGGAAGAUUUAUACCAUCGGAGGGGUCGGCGUGGCAGGCAACGUUGACCAUGUGGAAAGGUAUGAUACCAUCACCAACCAGUGGGAGACCAUCGCUCCUCUGCCUAAAGCUGUGCACUCGGCUGCUGCUACUGUCUGUGGUGGGAAGAUCUACGUCUUCGGUGGGGUGAACGAAGCCGGCCGAGCUGCGGGGGUCUUGCAGUCCUACAUCCCUCAGACUAAUUCAUGGAGUUUUAUAGAGUCUCCCAUGAUCGAUAACAAAUAUGCUCCUGCAGUCACUCUCAAUGGGUUCAUCUUUAUUCUUGGAGGAGCUUAUGCACGAGCAACCACCAUCUAUGACCCAGAGAAAGGCAAUAUUAAAGCAGGUCCCAACAUGAACCACUCCAGGCAGUUCUGCAGUGCUGUGGUUCUUGAUGGAAAGAUAUACGCCACCGGAGGGAUCGUUAGCAGCGAGGGACCUGCCCUGGGCAACAUGGAAGCCUACGACCCUAAAACAAACACCUGGACACUUCUCCCAAACAUGCCGUGCCCUGUUUUUCGACACGGCUGUGUAGUUAUCAAGAAAUACAUUCAGAGCGGCUGACAGAGCGAGGAGUUGGACGGAGGACUGCUUGUACCUGUUGAAAGCAGGCAAAGAGGAUACUACUACUCAUCACAAAAGCAGCAAAGCCAGCCAGCGAACACAUUGCUCUAAAGUCUUGAAUAGUGUCUACAUUGAAUGUAGAAAAAUCAUCCUCACCUUUUGGUGAACGAGGAGCAGAGAGCUCCGUGCUAUGUAAGAUAUUGUAACUUAAGAAUACAAGUGUGUCACUAGAUGUUAUAGUGGCACUUGUUCUGGACGUCGGCUUUUGGUCAACCCAGGUGCAAUAGAAUUUCACAUAUUUUUUAAGCUGGGGAAGAGAGGAAAAAAAAAUCUGCAUUUUACUUCUAGAGCUCAAGCUUGAUUCUUAAAAUAACCAUGCAGAUUAGUUUUACUAUUACACUUUAGGCAUCAAUCUAUUUGAAAGGUCAAAGUGUCCUUACCACUUUGAUUCCUACAUUUGUUUUUAACAAAUACAUGCUUUUCAAUACCAAUGACUGAGAGAAAUCUUGUGUGACAAAUGGCUUACGUUGAUGUCAGUCUUCCAUCAGGUGAAACGUGAAGUUCUCUAGAGCAGAGCCCAGGAGAGGGACAAGGCAGGGGCUGGGGAGAAGAGCCAUUGGUAACACAAUUCCAUUUAAUACGGUGAAAAGAGGUCUGUUGGGCUGUGCAGAUUUCUGCUCCCAUAGAUGCUUGUGGGGGCACACACACAGCUGGGGCUCCCAGUGUUUUCCUCCCAGUUCUGCUGCUGAGCAAAUGUUUUGGUGCCUGGUAAUGCAACACGAAAACAGUUUGGAAUUCAGAGGUGUUCUGUGGAUCGGGAUCACGUUGACACCCGCCCAGCGCAGUGUGGGAUUUCCACAUUUCCAACAAGCAGAGGAGGAGUUGCCUCCGGUUGUGGCUACACAUUCGAUUUCAGCUGUCCACCAAAAUUCCUUACUCUUGGACACCUGCCACUAUCUCUUCCUGUUAUGUAAAGUCUGAGAAGAUUCUUUUUUUUCUUUUUUUAAGAAAAAAAGUUUCCUUAUAAGUGUGGAAAUCUUACCUUACACUUAUUUACAGAUUUUAAACACACAAGUUGAAAUCCCAUGGUAGAAAAAUGCAUAGACUUAAGCCCAGUAUAAGAAACUUUAAAUGAUUACUAUGUAGAGUUGUAAGUAUAUGCACAGCACAGGGGUUAUAUUUUUAUAUAUAUUAAAAUAUUGUCUAUCCAGAGAGCAUUGUGAUGUGGAAAUUCUUUAUAAAUUUAUACAUAAAAGGAUCAAAUGGGAGACGGACUGGGUGACACAGAGGGGGCAGGGGAAAGACUCUUAAGGUUAACAAACAGAAAGCAGCCCCAAGCUAAGGAUUGUCCAAUUUCUUCCCAAGUAGAGGGAAAAAAGUUCCCAUUCUUGCCUUUGCAGACCCAAUGCCAAACACCAUGCCGGUAAUUCAAGCAAGAGUUCCUCUACAGGGUGUGGGCGAGAUCCUACAGUCAAUAUCUGGUUGAAUUUCAUACCAAACAUGUUAGCCUUUUUAUACAGAGGGAGGUCUGCCUGCAGCUUUGGGGAAAUCGAUGCAGAUGGUUAGCUAAUCAUCGUAUUUUAUUAAUAAUCAUUUAUAAAAGAAAAAAAUUUGUAUCUAGCAGUAUUUAAAGAAAAAAGUGCUCACAUCAGCUGAGUCAAACUCUACGGCGACUCAAGUCUCUCAUUUUGACAGUGAGGUUCCAGCCUUUGUUAUGCAGUCAUUUUAUUUAUUCUUUAAAGAAAAAAAAAUAAGCACAACAAAAAGUUAUCUACUAGUAUGUCAUUUAAAGUAUUUAUGUCAAACAGGGUGCAAGUGUGAACCUAAGAUUGGAGCACAAGUUUCUAACUGCCUGGGGCAGGACUAAUUUAGUGUUGGUGUGCGUCUGCCUCCAAAGGAGGUGCUGCCUGUCAGCAAGACCUAAACACAUUCAACAUUUCCAGUUUAGCUUAUUUCUUCAUUUUUCACACUGGAACAAAACUGGCUAUUUCUGUGAAUAAUAUUAAAAACAGGGUUAUCUGUAAUGGUAUUGUAUAUAGUUUAUGUUUACUGUUAAGUUCUUGUUAUAUUAUAAUAAAUAUAUUUAUAGAUCUAGA